AUGACGUUUCAGGUCGUGAUUGUCGACAAGGACGUGCGCUUCCCGCCGCACAAACUCGUCCCGCCGGACGACCCGCAAUACUCCAGCGCGCACUCGCCGUUGCCUCCGCUUAUCCCUACAUCGCCACUCUACCCGGACGGGCUCAUAGCGCCGAUAUGGGUCCGCAAGCAUACAACGCUCGUCCCGUCCGUAUUCGUUAUGUUUAUGCACAUCUUCGAGCCCUCUCAAAAUGCGCCGCAUUCCCCUCUUGACCCUGGGGAUGGAGACCACGAGAUAGAGGCAGAGGAGCGAAUGAGGGACAACGAGCUGUGUGCGGAGAUUGCGCAGAAGAAGUCGACGAGCGAGCGGGGAGUCAAGCUGAUGGUGAUCCCGUAUCAUCUGAUAAGUGCAGACAACCCAUCGUUGGAUGGCCGCUUAACAUACAUCCGGAGACAGAGCGGGCUUGACCCGCGGGCGGCCCCUGAGUCCUGUAUCGCAGUCCGAGAUCGGCGACUUUGUACGCAGAUGCGACGGUGGAUCUGCACUUGGCACUCAUUGCUCAACCCAUUCAGCCUGCAGGAGGCUCUGUACGAGCCCGCCCUGGAGUAUUACACGAACCACUCGAAGCGCGUGCGCCGAAAGCGCAAUCGCUACUCCCAGGCAGCGACAUCGUAUGUUGCACCGAGUCUGUCUGGGAGCAAGUCGGCGGCACGGCCGCUCAGGCCGGAAGGCUGGACGGUCAGAUACGAGUACAAGAUGGCAUGCUUUGCGGAGUUUCGCGGAGAGGACGAGGUCGCGCUGAAGCACUAUCAGGAUGCGUAUUCGACACUGCUCCUGAUUUUCCGGUCGACUGCGAUCCUGCCGCCUCGUACUAAGCGUUGGGCAUAG
Molecule: messenger RNA, 867 nt
Organism: Laetiporus sulphureus 93-53
Lineage: Eukaryota; Fungi; Basidiomycota; Agaricomycetes; Polyporales; Laetiporaceae
Exons: 4
Coding region: 1-867 (288 amino acids)
Source: RefSeq, a predicted model, not a curated record